This is a messenger RNA of Bicyclus anynana (squinting bush brown), 8031 nucleotides long. RefSeq lists its product as uncharacterized. Lineage: Eukaryota; Metazoa; Arthropoda; Insecta; Lepidoptera; Nymphalidae. Gene Ontology annotation, molecular function: nucleic acid binding. The record is from RefSeq and is a predicted model, not a curated record. Bases 954 to 5687 code for a protein of 1577 amino acids. The transcript is spliced from 2 exons.
CAAACAUCACAAUACUAAGUGCUUGAGCCGGUACAAGUAGGUAUAUACCUACUUGUUGUCAUUUCAUGAAAACAUAAAAAACGCGCUGUAGAGUUGGAUGACACCUAUGGCUUAUCAUGUAAGGUGCAAUUUUGCGUGGCUAACAACGGCCACCAAUCAAAUGAUCGAGGCUUCAAAAUGACCAAAUAAGGUCAUAAAACGCUUUCGCGCUGUCGACCGAAGCGACGCGUUGACUGACGACGGUUGGGACUCCGAUUUUCGCGCCUCUCGAAGACGGUCGUGCACUUCAAACGCAACGCAUUAAAAGUUUAAAGACAGUUGUCAUUACACAUUACGCAGAACUAAAACUUAGUGAAAUCCUAUAGUGGUGCCAUUCCAGCGUGGACAUCCAGAAGCCAUAAACGACGCCCGCAGAAAGCCGAAAAGCAAGGUAAGUCCAUAGGCUGUUAUCUACUGUUCUAUUCGUGUAAUGUUUGAAUGAAAUGACAACUGGUGUACUUUACUCAAAUAUACGCCGCCGCUAAUCAAAGUUUGUAAAACGCAUCAACCCCCAUAAGAAAGGUGGGACACUAUUUACACGUGUCACACCAUAAGUUUGGUCCAUUCGAGCCUAGGAUAGUGUUCUAGCUAUUAACAGUAACUAAAAUUCAUACCUACGUCAUACGUUAGGCAUACUCAUAUAGUUUUUUCUUCCGCCAUCUUUGUGAUAUCCAAAGAACGCUUAAAACUUAAUUACAUGUCUUAUCUCUUGUUAUUAUGAAGAUUUAAGUCAUUCCGCAUUUAUAUAUACUUACGUAAAGAAUAUCUAAGUAUUCUCGUAAACCCCGCGAUCGACAUUAAGUUCGAUACCUACCUACCGCCACGCGCACGCCGCUUCACGCAAUCUUUGUGUAAUAUCAUCACGAGAUUAGUUAUAAUUUAUUUAAUUCUCAUUCUCUUUUCUUUUCAAUAAGAUGGAGAACAGUGAAUUAAAAACGCAGUUGAAUAUACUUAUUUGCAAAAAGGAAAAUAUCUUCCAAAGACUAAAUAGGCUAUAUGAUAGUUCAAAGGCCAUUUCUACCUUCGAGUCUAGAAAAAAUGAUACUUUUAUGAACGAGUCUGAAACUAUCGAUGCAUUACAUGCGAAGUUCGAAAACAUAUUGGAUAGCAUAAAUGAUUUAUUAUUACAAAUAAAUCCGAAAGCCCAGCCUGACUACCAGGCGCUGGAUUCAUUUGAGGAUCUGUACUCAACAGUGAAAAGAGUUAGGAAUAAAAUUUUGUCAAAUACUAAUAAUAAUUUGUCAAAUACUAAGAAUGAAGCUCCAGCUACCCACAUUAAUUUGGCUCCAAUACAAAUUCCCUGUUUUGAUGGGAAACCACAAAACUGGGCUAUAUUUUACGAAACAUUUAAGGCGAACGUACAUUUAAAUAAAAACUUAACAGAUUCACAAAGGGUUCAAUAUCUUAUUUCUAAAUUGACUCAAGGUGCAUUGACCUUUACUGCAGGCUUAGUUCCAAAUGGCGAUACAUAUAAUAUCAUUUGGAAUAACUUGGUGAAAAAAUACCAAGAUAAACGCGCAUUAGCUACUCAUUAUUUAAAUAAUAUUUUCGAUUUGAAAAACUGUUCUAAUAAUGUAAACAGUUUAAAUAUGUUUAUAGAAAAGUUUUCUUCUUCAGUCGCCGCACUAAAACAAAUUGAUAUUUCCGAUCUUACAGAUUUUAUUUUAUUACACUGUGCCUUAAGAAAGAUGGAUUCGCAAAUAAUACAAAACUUUGAGAUGUCCUUGCAAUCGAAAAAUAUUGAUAUACCUACAUACACGCAAUUAGUAGAAUUCGUUCAAAUGCAAGUAAAAAUUCUCGAACGUUCUAACACUUCGCUUCAAAAAAUAUCAAAUUCAAAUUCCCGUAAUACCUACAAAACAUUGAUUGCACAGACUGAUUUUUCAAGUAACAAUGCAACGACAAAUUCUUGUGAAUUAUGUAAUCAAAGUCACUCGAAUCUUUAUCAUUGUAAAAAAUUUAUAGAAAUUAAUGAUCCUUUAUCGAGAUUUGAAUUUAUUAAAUCAAAAAAUGGGUGUAUAAAUUGCUUAUCACUUUUUCACAAUUUAAGAUCAUGCAAGUCAAGGGUCACCUGUUUUUGUAACAAAAAGCAUCAUAAGCUAUUGCAUAGGGAUAAUAAUAACACUAAAUACGCACAAAGGAAUACAUCAGCUGUUUGCAACAAUGCACAGAGUGAAACUGCGAGAAUAGUGCCGUCUCCCUUUGACGCUAGGAUAAACACCUCUCAAAAUUAUGUCGCAUCCUUCUCUAACGCACGCCAUACGAACACUCUGAUUAAAUCGAACAUGAAUGAAGGUAGGUCAAAUAUACUACUCGCGAGUGUUGUUGUAAGGGCUACGCCUUAUAAGAAACGUAAUAAGGUUGAUAUUAGAUGCCUGCUCGACAUCGGAUCGCAAAAUAAUGUUAUAACUUUAAAAUGUUGUCAGAUGUUAAGUUUACCUAUAAAGCCGAUAUAUAAUUCAUUCAUUAAAGGAAUAGGAAUGAGUUCACAGCCUAUUCAUGGUUAUGUAACGUUAGAUAUACAAUCGCGAAUUUAUCCUAUGAAUAAAUAUAAUAUAAGGGCACUUGUUUUAGAUUGUUUAACAGACCAGUUACCGACACAAUACGUUAAUACGUGUAACAUGGACUAUAUCAGCGAUAUACCUCUCGCAGACCCUACCUGGAAUAUCCCAGGCGGUAUCGAUUUAAUUCUAGGCGCGGAAUUAUUCCCGCACAUAUAUAUAGGUAAAAAAAUUAUACCUGAAACGCACGGUCCUGCAGCGUUACUUACUACAUUUGGAUAUAUAUUAAUGGGAAGCUGCAAUCAGUAUUGUGAACAAAGUAAUAACUCCUUUACCGCGCUAGCUAUAAACGAGUUAAGUUUCGAUCUGCAAAACUUUUGGGAAUUAGAUCAAAUUCCUGUUAAAAAACAUUUUAGUCCAGCGGAUAUCGAAUGUGAGAAAUUAUAUUCAGAAUCGAUUUCUCGUAACGAAAAUGGACGAUACUCAGUAGCUUUGCCAUUUUGCAAAAAUCCUACUACAUUUAAUGAUUCAUAUCGCAACGCAUAUCGACGAUUAAUUUCUUUAGAACGGAGACUUAAUCAUGACUCCACUUUACGCACGCAAUAUAACCAAAUCAUAAACGAUUAUUUGAGCUUAGGUUAUAUAUCCGAGGUUAAUGAUCUCGAAAAAAGGGAUGAAGGAUUUUAUUUAGCACACCAUCCCAUUAUUCGGCCAGAAAAAAUUACUAGCCCAGUAAGGAUAGUAAUUGACCCUUCGGUUAAAAAUAUUAAUAAUAUUUCACUAAAUGAUAUAUUACAUGUCGGUCCAAAUUUACAAGCCGAUUUGUUUACUCUUCUUUUGAACUUUCGAUUAUUUCCGGUAGCAAUGACUGCGGACAUUAAACAAAUGUAUCUUCAAAUUGAAGUUACACCACGCGAUAGGAAAUAUUUAAAAUUUUUAUUUCGUUUUCACGAUAAAGAACAUAUCCGCAUUUUUCAUUUCAAUCGCGUUCCCUUCGGAUUGAAGUCAAGUCCGUAUCUCGCAAUGCGAACAUUACAGCAAUUGUGUAGUGAGGAAAAUAAACGCUUUCCAUUGGCGAGUGAAAUUGCCAAAUCACAAUUCUAUAUGGAUGACCUAGUACACUCAGAACCGAAUGAGGAAACAGCGAAAGAAUUAUCACGAGAAUUAGUCUCAUUAUUCAAAUCUGGCGCCUUUGAGCUAGUCAAAUGGACCAGUAAUUCUACGUCACUGUUAGAUAAUUUACCGAACACGCACCGCACAGUUGUAAAUUUUUCUGAUAAAAAUAAUAUUUGCAAGGUGUUAGGUCUCGCUUGGGAGCCUAAACCAGAUAUAUUUCAUUUUACCAUCUCGAAAUUGGAUGAUAAAUGUACGAAACGCACGAUUUUAUCUUUUGUCGCUAGGCUAUUUGACGUUUUAGGUCUUGUGUCACCAGUUAUUUUGUACGCAAAAUUACUUAUUAAAGAACUUUGGAUAAAUAAAGUUGACUGGGAUGACACACCUUGCGAAAAUGUAACUAGAAAAUAUCUAGCAUUAACGAAAGAAUUCUCUCUCUUAUCAGAUUCUUUACAAAUACCGCGUCAUACUGGCAUUAAAGAGGGAAGUAAAGUAAAUAUUGUAGCAUUUUGUGAUGCAAGCCUUAACGGAUAUGGAUGUGUGGUAUACUUACACAUUACAGAUUCACAUAACAAUAUUAUUGUAAAUUUAUUAUGUUCUAAAUCGAAAGUAUCCCCACUGAAAAUAACUACACUUGCCCGGUUAGAGUUAUGCGCCGCUCUUUUAAUGUCGAAAUUAGUUAAAAUCGUAAAGGAAACUUAUUCUACUCGCAUUAAUAUUGAAGAAAUUUACGCAUUUUCCGAUUCAACCAUCGCUUUGUCGUGGAUAAAAUCCUCUCCGCAUAGGUGGAAUACAUUUGUAAGUAAUCGUGUUUCUCAAUGCCAAGAAAAUUUGGAUCCACAACAUUUUUACCACGUAGCAGGAAUUGAGAAUCCUAGUGAUUGUUUAUCACGUGGUAUGUUACCAGCUCAAUUAAUAUCGCAUUCACUUUGGUGGAAUGGUCCAGAGUGGCUUAAUAGACCACCUUCUGAAUGGCCCAAAAGUGAUUUUUUUCCCGCGACAUAUGAAACGCUGCCUGAGUUUAAAAGUAAUACUCUAAUAAUAACUAACGUUCAAUGCGAACAAUCUAUAUUAUAUAAUUUAACGCAACGCUUUUCCUCUUGGAAUAAAUUAAUACGCACUGUUUUAUAUGUUUAUCGCUUCGCUAGACUUUUGCCUGACACUGGAGAAGUCAAUAAAAUAUUUUUUGUUGAAAACGCUUUAAUAAAAGAAAUUCAACGCGUUCAUUUCGCUGAUGAAAUAACCCGCUUAAAAAAUAAACAAUUACCAUCAAAAAAAUUACAGAAGUUGUCUGUUUUUCUCGAUGAUAAGGGAAUUGUACGUAUAGGAGGGAGGCUUUCGAAUGCAGAUUUACCCUACGAAGCCAAACAUCCCGCCUUGCUUCCUAAACAUGAUCACGCAGUUGACCUAAUAAUUGAUAAUUAUCAUUUAAAGAACUGUCACACCGGAGCAGGUCUUUUAAUGUCGAUCAUACGACAAAGAUUUUGGAUUCUUGACGCUAGGACGGUUAUUAGGUCUAGAAUUCAUAAAUGCAAUAUUUGCUUUAGGAUGAAACCUUCGCACCCUUCUCCAAUCAUGGCUGACCUUCCGUCUUAUCGCCUCCAGGAAGCAAAGGCCUUCCUUUUUACAGGAAUCGAUCACGCAGGUCCGAUUCGCAUAACCCUCACUCGCAGACGUGGAUAUCAGUCACAGAAAGCGUAUAUAUGUUUAUUCGUGUGCUUAGUGACAAAGGCAAUACACAUAGAGCUCGCGUCAGAUUUAACAUCAGAUAACAUGAUAUCAUGUUUAAAUAGAUUCUUGAGUAGACGCGGUCCAGUAAAUACCAUCUGGACUGACAUGUCCGGGACGUUUAUUGGAGCAAAGGCUCAAUUAGAUGAAAUAUAUUCUCUUUUACUUAGCUCAGACUAUAAAAAUGAAUUUGGUCUAGAACUACAAAAAAAAACGAAUAGAAUGGAAAACCAUUCCGCCGCGUUCUCCACAUUUCGGUGGAAUAUGGGAAUCAAAUAUAAAAUGCGUAAAAGCUCGCCUUUAUAGAGUCAUUGGCAAGCAACUCCUUACUUAUGAGGAAUUAUUUACUGUACUCACACAAAUUGAGUGCAUCCUCAACUCGCGCCCGCUAGGUUUAACAACAUCUGACCACCAGCCCGAUAUUAUUACACCAGCGCAUUUUCUAAUGACCACGCCUUUAGAAUACUUUCCGACGACAACCUUUAACCCUGAAAGGCCUAAUUUAAAGAAUCGAAAACAGUUACUCGAUAGCCUCGUUAUGUCAUAUUGGAAGAAAUGGCGUUUGGAUUAUCUGCACACUUUGCAAGUCAAAGGCAAAUGGUGUACACCGGACAAUCCAAUCACCGUAGGUAUGGUUGUGUUAGUUGAAUUUGAUGAUGUACCACCUUUGCAGUGGCCUCUUGGUUUGAUAACCAAAACGUUCCCUGGAAAGGAUGGUGUAGUACGGGUCGCUUUAGUUAACACUAAAAUGGGUGAAUAUAAACGCCCAGUUGUAAAACUCUAUCCACUUCCCACGCAAUAAUAGUUACGCAAAUAAAUAUAUUCUCUGUUGUUAAUAAUUAAUAUAAGUAUUUUUCUCUUUAUAAAAUAAUUUAAUGUUUAGUAUUUCUUUAUAAUCUUUAAUAUGACACUUCGUCAAGGCGGGGUGUAUGCUUGAGCCGGUACAAGUAGGUAUAUACCUACUUGUUGUCAUUUCAUGAAAACAUAAAAAACGCGCUGUAGAGUUGGAUGACACCUAUGGCUUAUCAUGUAAGGUGCAAUUUUGCGUGGCUAACAACGGCCACCAAUCAAAUGAUCGAGGCUUCAAAAUGACCAAAUAAGGUCAUAAAACGCUUUCGCGCUGUCGACCGAAGCGACGCGUUGACUGACGACGGUUGGGACUCCGAUUUUCGCGCCUCUCGAAGACGGUCGUGCACUUCAAACGCAACGCAUUAAAAGUUUAAAGACAGUUGUCAUUACACAUUACGCAGAACUAAAACUUAGUGAAAUCCUAUAGUGGUGCCAUUCCAGCGUGGACAUCCAGAAGCCAUAAACGACGCCCGCAGAAAGCCGAAAAGCAAGGGUUGAGCUCUCCGCCGGGCAGCUUGAAGAAGGCAGUGCCGAGCUGCAGCAGCAAGACGUGGGGCAAGCCGUGUUCAUGCACCAGUAGCACACCUUCCACUGACCUUGAGUAUACAUUUGUUGAUGUGAAACUUCUUAUAUGAAUAAACAUGAUAUUCUAUUUUAUAGUAUAAACUUUUUUAUCUAGGAUAUAAUAUAACAUUUCACUAGUUAUUAAUUUAAUAAAUAUUUUUUGUUAAAUAAUUAUUUAUUCUCUACAAGGUAGCCUUUGACUACAUUGAUGGUAAUUGAUGUUACAAUCUUCCACCAGCCAGACCUAGACCAAUUAAGAAAACCAAAAUUGAGCCUGGAACCGAAUCCUUGUAAAUCCCCCGCAAACAUCACUGCGCUGUGUCUUGUAAAUCCCCCGCAAACAUCACUGCACCAUGGUGGCCAAUAAAAACUAUUGCUCCCUGUAUAAGAUGCACAAAUCGAGAGAAGUAACAGGAUAUUCUUUCUAAUCAUUUAAUUAGUGAGUAGUAUAUAUUUAUAUGCUGUGAUAGCACAGUGAAUAUGACCUCUGCCUCUGAUGCCAGGGGGUGUGGAUUCGAAUCUGAUUCGUGCACCUUCAACUUUUCAGUUGUGUGCAUUUUAAGAAAUCAAAAUAUCACAUGUCUCAAACGGUGAAGGAAAACAUUGUGAGGAAACCUGCAUACCAGAGAAUUUUCUUAAUUCUCUGCGUGUGUGAAGUCUGCCAAUCCGCAUUGGGCCAGCGUGGUGGACUAUUGGCCUAACCCCUCUCACUCUGGGAAAAGACUUGAGCUCUUCAGUGAUAUCAAUAUAUUUAUAUUCCUGAAUGUGUUUUCCUGAAACUGUUCUUGACUGUACCUUGCAAUAAACAUUCUUCAGUGCUAUUGUGUGCUGUGAUAGAAACAUAUUAUUAUGAAGAGAUCAGCAUACAAAAGACGUCCAUAUCGCAAAGUAGCGAUUUUUCAGGCAACCUUUGGUUUAGAAAAACACUAAAACUUCGGCAAGUAUGUAUCAAAAAUAACCAUUUUAUUCCGUAUUCCCACAUGAACGGAAACUUCGCGGAUGAAACCGCGGAGCGUCUGCUAAUCUAUACUAAUAUUAUAAAGCUAAUCUGUACUAAUAUUAUAAAGAGUUUGUUUGUUUGAUUGAACGCGCUAAUCUCUGGAACUACUGGUCUGAUUUGAAAAAUUAUUUCAGUGCCCAUUUAUCGAGGAAGGCUUUAAGUUAUAUAUUAUCCUCGUAUUCCUACGGGAUCGGGUACCUAAUCAAUCAGUCAGUCAGCUAGUUAAUACAUAAAACU